This is a messenger RNA of Encephalitozoon cuniculi GB-M1, 183 nucleotides long. RefSeq lists its product as uncharacterized. The transcript has a single exon. Gene Ontology annotation, molecular function: protein phosphatase 1 binding; protein serine/threonine phosphatase inhibitor activity. NCBI's taxonomy places the organism in Eukaryota, Fungi, Microsporidia, Unikaryonidae. Bases 1 to 183 code for a protein of 60 amino acids. The record is from RefSeq and is marked provisional. Gene Ontology annotation, cellular component: nucleus.
AUGUCAAACACUGUGACGGUGACCAAGGUAAAGUUGAAGCUGGUACAAAAAAAACCAAGACAUGUAACAUGGACAGAGGAGACCGUUGACAACGAGGGAUUGGGGAAGAAGAAAAGCAAGAUAUGCUGUAUAUACUGCUCCAAGGGCAAGGACAGGGACAAGAACAAGUAUGAGAGACUGUAA